GAUAACUAUGUUAUAGAUAGAUUUGUUGCUUAUGCUUGUUUUUCUAGUUUAGGUCUUUUCUGGAUUUUGACUGUCGUACAAUUUCCAGGGAAAAAGCCCAUAUGUCACGGCUCACAGGUGCAUGCAUAGAGGUGCGAGCGUGACUAGUGAGUGAUGCGCCUGUGUCUGGGCGCCGCUUUACACAUUGGAGCGUGUGAUGUUGGUAUUCCAAAAUUCCGCCCGGGGAUUUGUUAGUUGGGGCGUUCGAUCUGCCAUCCAUGCGACUCGGCAAAUCACGAAAAAUACAGGCAUCAAUAAUUUUAUGUCAAUCUAUUUUGGUCGAUUCUUUACUCUUUCUUUGGCGUUGAGCUGGCCAUACAAAGCAAGCAAAGCUGCAUGCGGCUUCUUUCCAAUUCCAAUUGCUUUCUUCAUUACUUAAAAAAGGAUUAAAUAAAUGGGGAUCUAAUCUUGUUAUUAUCUUUAAUCCAAUCUGCAGUUGCUGCUUUUUGCUUCUGCUUUCUGUCUGCAACUGAAAAAGCCAAAGCUAAGGCUAAUCGCCAAUUAUUAUUAUUAUCAUCAAAAAUGGAGUGAGCCCUCUGGAUCUCAGCAUCUCCUCAUUUCCACUCACUCUCGUCCGUCUCUCUCUUCCUGUUCUCCCUCUGCGAGGGUUUUGCAGACAUGUCAGGCUCAGGCAUAGGGAUAGGGCGGAGAGGAAUUCAUUAUUUGCAGAAACUAAAAGCCGCAAAUAUACCUUCCGAUUUGAUAGAAAAGGGCCAAAAUUGUGUAAUAGAUGCUUCUCUUACCCUUAUUCGCGAGAGGGCGAAGCUCAAGGGACAACUUGUGCGUGCUUUAGGAGGUGCUGUCGCAUCCACAUCUCUGCUUGGAGUUCCCUUAGGGCAUAACUCAUCGUUUCUUCAAGGGCCAGCUUUUGCUCCUCCUCGAAUCAGGGAGGCGAUCUGGUGUGACAGCACUAACUCAACCACUGAAGAAGGAAAGCAACUAAAUGAUCCACGGGUGCUAACUGAUGUUGGUGAUGUCCCUGUCCAAGAAAUCCGUGAUUGUGGUGUGGAUGAUGAUAGAUUGAUGAAAGUCAUAAGUGAAUCUGUCAAGCUAGUAAUGAAGGAGGAUCCAUUACGCCCUUUAGUUUUAGGCGGUGACCACUCAAUAUCUUUUCCUGUUGUAAGAGCUGUCUCUGAGAAGCUUGGUGGACCUGUGGAUGUACUUCAUUUAGAUGCCCAUCCCGAUAUUUAUGAUGCCUUUGAAGGAAAUAAGUACUCACAUGCAUCUUCUUUUGCACGAAUUAUGGAGGGUGGUUAUGCUAGACGCCUUUUGCAGGUUGGAAUCAGAUCAAUAACAACUGAAGGGCGGGAACAAGGAAAAAGGUUUGGAGUGGAGCAAUAUGAAAUGCGAACAUUUUCAAGAGACCGUCAUUUCUUGGAAAACCUGAAACUGGGGGAAGGAGUAAAAGGCGUGUACAUAUCAGUGGAUGUGGACUGUCUUGAUCCUGCCUUUGCUCCAGGGGUAUCUCACAUUGAACCAGGAGGCCUUUCCUUUCGCGAAGUUCUGAACAUCCUACACAACCUCCAAGGCAACAUCGUUGCUGCAGAUGUGGUAGAGUUCAACCCACAACGUGACACUGUUGAUGGGAUGACUGCAAUGGUUUCUGCUAAGCUUGUAAGAGAACUGGCAGCUAAGAUGUCAAAAUGAUAAGUUUUGCCUUCUUGCUAGUAAUACAAAAGGUCAUCUUCUACCUUUCUUUUAUAUCUGUUUAGCUAAACAUAUGACAAUGCUAGUCCAUCUUAUACCUGAAUAAGAUAGACAGGCCAUUAUUUUCAAGUUUCAUGUUGUAUGAAUCAGUUUUUAAUCAUAAUCCAUCCCUGUCCCUCUUUUGUUCCUGGUUGAUUGGUGAAACACACUUAUUCUUCACAUAAACAGAUGUUAGAGAGAGAGAGAGGUCUAAAGAUAAAAGGCAUUUUGUAUUAGUUUAAGUCUCAUUUAAGAUCAAAUUAUACUUAACAGCAGAUUUGCCCUAAAAUCUAAAGGACAUAUUUGAGCAAAGAUAAUUCCAAAAGCCCCUAUAAAACCCCAUUUCUUACUUUCCCACAAGUCAUUCCAAAUUCCCCACUUUCUCUCCGACUGAUAUAUCUGCCUGUCGUUGUUGGUACCCUA
Durio zibethinus is the source of this 2148-nucleotide messenger RNA. RefSeq names its product arginase 1, mitochondrial-like. Gene Ontology annotation, molecular function: metal ion binding; agmatinase activity. NCBI's taxonomy places the organism in Eukaryota, Viridiplantae, Streptophyta, Magnoliopsida, Malvales, Malvaceae. The record is from RefSeq and is a predicted model, not a curated record.